Echinops telfairi (small Madagascar hedgehog) is the source of this 723-nucleotide messenger RNA. RefSeq names its product myelin protein zero like 3 (gene MPZL3). NCBI's taxonomy places the organism in Eukaryota, Metazoa, Chordata, Mammalia, Afrosoricida, Tenrecidae. The transcript has 6 exons. Gene Ontology annotation, cellular component: membrane. The record is from RefSeq and is a predicted model, not a curated record. The coding region runs from base 1 to 723 and encodes 240 amino acids.
AUGGCCAAGAAUCUUCUGGUGGCUGAGCUUUUUGAUGAGAUUCCCCCCCGUUCCUUGGAGAUUAAAGCAGAUGCCCAUGUCCGAGGUUAUGUGGGAGAAAAGAUCCGGUUGAAAUGCAGCUUCAGGUCAACUGCAGAAGUCACCGACAAACUCACCAUCGACUGGACGUAUCGGCCGGCCAGCGGCAGUCGCAUGGAAUCAAUUUUUCAUUAUCAGUCUUUCACAUACCCAACCACCUCUGGCCGAUUUCGGGAUCGCAUUUCCUGGGUUGGAAAUGUGUACAAAGGGGAUGCCUCCAUUAGCAUAAGCAACCCCACCACGAGGGACAACGGGACAUUCAGCUGUGCUGUGAAGAACCCCCCAGAUGUGCAUCACAACAUCCCCACGACAGAGCUAACAGUCACAGAAAGGAGUUUCGGCAUGAUGUUGUCCUCUGUGGCCCUUCUUUCCAUUCUGGUCUUCGUUCCCUCCGCGGUUGUGGUGGCGCUGCUGCUGGUCAGAAUGGGGAGGAAGUCCACGGGGCUGAAGAAGAGGAACAAGUCCGGCUAUAAGAAGUCAUCUAUUGAAGUUUCUGAUGACACUGACCAGGAGGAAGGAGCUGACUGUGUGGGGCGGCUCUGCGUCCGCUGUGCUGAGUGUCUGGGACACCAGUCUCUCCUGCUGACAUCCCCAAAGUACGUGAGCUGCAGUCUCACCAUCUUCACUUCUGAAGGCGCCUUCUAG